ACACAGACAAGCACGCUCACAAGCAGCGCACCCGAGGUCCCUCGAAGUGCGAGGGUUUCUUCGGCCUCGCGCACUCGCGCGUCCUCCUUCGCGCUACGCCGAUCCUCCGCACGCCGUGGUCUUCCCCGCCAUCGCCACUGCCAGAUCGGUGCGUGUCGCGGUGGAGCGCAGCGUGGAGGGCCGGGCGCCAUGUCGACCCCAUCCAGGAAGCGUUUGAUGCGCGACUUCAAGCGCCUGCAGCAUGAUCCUCCGGCCGGCAUCAGCGGCGCCCCGCAGGACAACAACAUCAUGUUGUGGAAUGCUGUCAUAUUCGGUCCUGAUGACACCCCGUGGGAUGGAGGAACGUUCAAGUUGACGUUGCAAUUUACUGAGGAUUACCCGAAUAAGCCUCCCACAGUGCGCUUUGUCUCAAAGAUGUUUCACCCUAACAUAUAUGCGGACGGUAGCAUCUGCUUAGAUAUCCUGCAAAAUCAGUGGAGCCCGAUCUACGACGUGGCAGCGAUUUUGACUUCGAUUCAGUCUUUGCUGUGCGACCCAAACCCGAAUUCACCAGCGAACUCGGAGGCUGCCCGCAUGUACAGCGAGAAUCGGCGUGAGUACAACCGGAGGGUACGCGAGAUCGUGGAGCAAAGCUGGACAGCAGAGUGAACGAAGGGAGUUCGAACUGUCGCUGGUUUUCCAUCAUCCGUUCGAAGAGAAAGGUCUAUUUUGCUGGGGUUGUUGGGAAGUUGAACCUGAAGAGGGGAGGGAGCGGUCACAGGAUCGCAAGCUGGAACUUCCGAGCUCCACCGAGUAUCGCGUUAUUACUCUUUGUUGGGAAGAACUCUUGAGUUGGAGGUUUGGUGAUAUUUGUAUCGGUUAUUUCUGGUGUGACUCGUACGUGUGGAGAUACCAAUCCUUGAGUCUUGCACCUGGAGUUGGAGUAUAUAUGUGUAAUUUUGGUUUGUAGAGUGCAAAUGGUGGUUUUAUUCCAGUUUGACACAGCCUCUUCUGCUGUUGGUUAGGGUAGUGGCUGGGUGACGAGCACUCUUUUCGGCUUUGGUAUGUGUCGACUUUUAAUCGCGUUUAUGGAUUACGUGUAAGAAUUUAAAUUGUUGAUUAAAUUUCUGAUUUUGGAUUAUUUCA
This is a messenger RNA of Physcomitrium patens, 1125 nucleotides long. Its product is annotated as ubiquitin-conjugating enzyme E2 2. The record is from RefSeq and is a predicted model, not a curated record. NCBI's taxonomy places the organism in Eukaryota, Viridiplantae, Streptophyta, Bryopsida, Funariales, Funariaceae.